Messenger RNA from Parathielavia appendiculata, 1508 nucleotides. RefSeq names its product homocitrate synthase mitochondrial precursor. Gene Ontology annotation, cellular component: mitochondrion. Gene Ontology annotation, molecular function: homocitrate synthase activity. The transcript has 9 exons. Lineage: Eukaryota; Fungi; Ascomycota; Sordariomycetes; Sordariales; Chaetomiaceae. The coding region runs from base 209 to 1180 and encodes 323 amino acids. The record is from RefSeq and is a predicted model, not a curated record.
GCCAAGGGUAUGAUGGCUCGGUGCGCUGCCCCGCUCGACCCUGAAUUGGCUACUGACACCACUCCCUUGUGGUACAGCCCUCGAUGCCUUCGGCGUCGACUACAUCGAGUUGACCUCGCCUGCUGCCUCUGAGCAGUCGCGCAAAGAUUGCGAGGCCAUCUGCAAGCUCGGGCUGAAGGCCAAGAUUCUGACACACGUCCGCUGCGACAUGCGCGAUGCCAAGCUCGCCGUCGAGACUGGUGUUGACGGCCUCGACGUCGUCAUUGGCACAUCCAGCUUCCUGCGGGAACACAGCCAUGGCAAGGACAUGGCCUACAUCGAGAAGACGGCGAUCGAGGUGAUCGAGUACAUCAAGUCGAAGGGCCUUGAAGUGCGCUUCUCCAGCGAAGACUCCUUCCGGUCUGACCUGGUCGACCUCCUGUCUCUGUACAGGGCAGUCGACAAGGUCGGCGUUAACCGUGUCGGUAUUGCCGAUACCGUUGGCUGCGCCUCCCCCAGACAGGUCUACGACCUCGUCCGGACGCUCCGUGGUGUUGUUUCCUGCGAUAUUGAGACACACUUCCACAACGACACUGGCUGCAGUAUCGCAAAUGCUUAUUGCGCACUGGAAGCCGGUGCCACUCACAUCGACACCAGCGUGCUUGGCAUUGGCGAGCGCAACGGUAUCACUCCUCUCGGCGGCCUCUUGGCCCGUAUGGUCGUGACCAGCCCCGAGUAUGUCAAGAGCAAGUACAAGCUGCACAUGCUUAAGGAGAUUGAGGAUAUGGUCGCCGAGGCGGUUGAGGUGAACACGCCUUUCAACAACCCUAUCACGGGCUUCUGCGCAUUCACCCACAAGGCCGGCAUCCACGCUAAGGCCAUUCUCAACAACCCCAGCACAUACGAGAUUCUCAACCCGGCCGACUUUGGCUUGACCCGCUAUGUCCACUUCGCGUCGCGCCUGACGGGCUGGAAUGCUGUCAAGACAAGAGUUGGGCAGCUUGGUCUGACCAUGACUGAUGAUCAAGUCAAGGAGGUUACGGCCAAAAUCAAGGCGCUGGCGGACGUACGGCCCAUCGCCAUCGACGACGCCGAUUCCAUUAUUCGCAGUUUCCACCUGACUCUGCACGAGCAGCCAGGCAAGGCUGCACCAGUUGAGGUUCAAAACGGCGAGCAGGUUGAGGUGGCUAACGGGCAAUAACUCAUGCAUUUCUCAGGGGGGCUGAAGUCUGUAUGAAGGGGAUUUUCUUUGAACUUAACUUGACCAUAUGAUUCCGGAGUUUGUGGGGAAAAGGCGAGGAAUGGGUUGAAAAUUUGCGCAUUUGUUUGCUCCAGAUUCGGGACAGCAAAAGUUCUGCAUGGUAGUGUAGCUGCCAGAGGCAGAGUAGGGGUUAUAACAAGUGUAUGUCUCAUCAUGCCAUGUCGCCCAGCCAAGGUGCCCGUGUUCGAGUGUGAAGGGAGUCAAGGGGAAAAGGGCCUCGCACGCUCGGGGUCUGAGUUUCAAGAAUGUUGUUGACCGCCUUUGCCCU